AUGACAGAAUUUUACGAUUUUCAAAUUAAUGAUAUUAAAAAAAAACCAUUUGACUUUAAGGAAUUGAAAGGAAAAGUUGUUUUGAUUGUUAAUGUAGCUUCAAAAUGUGGAUUUACUAAACAAUAUACAGGAUUGGAACAACUUUAUCAAGAGUUUAAAAAUCAAGACUUUGUCAUUAUUGGAUUUCCUUGUAACCAAUUCGGAAAGCAAGAACCAGGAACUGAAGAAGAGAUUGAAAAUUUUUGUAGAGUUAAUAAGUACCAGGUUACUUUCCCGUUAUUUUCCAAAAUUGAUGUGAAUGGAGACAAAGCAGAACCCCUUUAUGAGUUUCUCAAGAAUAAUGCACCUGAGACGAUGAAUGAUCCUGAUAAGAAAGAUGUUAAAUGGAAUUUCACUAAAUUUUUAAUUAAUCGUCAAGGAAAAGUUGUUCAUAGAUAUGAACCUAAUAUCACGCCCGAAAGUAUUCGCGGUGGCGUUGUAGAAUUAUUGAAUGAACCAACCAGUCAGUAA
This is a messenger RNA of Cetraspora pellucida, 510 nucleotides long. NCBI's taxonomy places the organism in Eukaryota, Fungi, Glomeromycota, Glomeromycetes, Diversisporales, Gigasporaceae. The record is from the annotation of a GenBank genome assembly.